Messenger RNA from Aspergillus ibericus CBS 121593, 720 nucleotides. Its product is annotated as GNAT family N-acetyltransferase. Bases 1 to 720 code for a protein of 239 amino acids. The transcript has a single exon. Gene Ontology annotation, molecular function: protein N-terminal-serine acetyltransferase activity; protein-N-terminal-alanine acetyltransferase activity. Lineage: Eukaryota; Fungi; Ascomycota; Eurotiomycetes; Eurotiales; Aspergillaceae. The record is from RefSeq and is a predicted model, not a curated record.
AUGGCAGUCACCCGGGAGCGCGGACCGUUGGUUUCCCUGACUCCGGCUCAAUGGCCGUCGCACGACACCGUCCUUUCCGGACAGUACAUCCGGCUGGAGCGGCUGCAACCGAAACAUGCGGGCGACCUCUUCGACCUGAUCGGCGGGGAUGAUCCGACCAGAACCUGGCUGUGGGAUUUCAUGCCUGACGGACCCUACCCCCAACGCCACACCUUCGAGGAAGCCAUCGCCGCCCGGGCCAGAUCCCCGGAUCCGUUCUUCUUCGCCAUCAUCGACCAGCGGGCCACCACGCCCACCGGUGGGAAAGCCAUCGGGUAUCUGUCCCUCAUGCGGAUCACCCCCGCGCAUUGGGCCGUGGAAAUCGGCCAUGUCAUGUUUUCCCCGGCGCUGCAACGCACCCCCGCGUCGACCGAGGCGAUCUACCUCCUGGCCCGUCACGCCGUGGAAGAUCUACAUUAUCGCCGCGUGGAGUGGAAGUGUGAUGCGCUCAAUGGGCCCUCGCGGAUGGCCGCCCUCCGACUGGGGUUCACCUUCGAGGGGACGUUCCGGCAACACAUGGUGGUCAAGGGGCGGAGUCGGGAUACCAGCUGGUUCGCGAUUCUGCAGAGUGAGUGGCACGACGGGGUGAAAGACGCGUUGGAGCAAUGGCUAGAGGCGGGGAAUUUUGGCGCAGAUGGCUGCCAGAAGAGGAAACUGCAGGAUUUCAGACAGUCAAAGUAG